AUGUGGACAACACCAAAUAACAGCAUCACCAUUUUACACUGACUGGAUUUUAAAGUACUGUUAUUGUAUAGCAAAGUGAAGGAGAAGAAUUUAUCUUCUAAUUUGUGGAGGUAAUAACGGAGUAAAGAAUCUCAAGGACUAAUUGUUAAUGCAAAGGUAUCCAGGUGAAGGAGUUGGCUUGCGCCCUCCACCGUCAGCAGGACACUGAGGGAAGUGCGCGCUCUGUCAGGGUCUGCUCACUGGCUGACUGCUGCAGUUGGACAGACAAUAACUCAGUGUGCCACAAAGACUGAAAUCAUUUCAAUAUGGACCAUCAGGACCACAUGAAUUCUGGACAGGUGGGUGACUCACAGCACUCUCCUGAUGUAGCCAAUUUGUCCAUCAAUGACGGCCAUCAGCAGGACUUGAAGAACGGAAUGGCAGCAUAUGGGGACGGCCCAGUGAAAGAGGAGACACAUGAACCAACAUCUGAACUGACUGACCAAAAGCCUGUUUUGGAAGAAACGGAACCAAGGUCUACCUCCCUUGAUAGAGAUGUACCACUGGAAGUCCUAACACCCGGAAGUCCUUGUCUGCCAGAGAGUGGCCGGAGCAGUGCGGCAUCAAUGAAAGAGGAGGGAGAGGAGGAGAAUGGGGAAAGGGAAAAAUCUGUCAGCCCACACCAGUCACCCAUGUCUCUGCAUCCACUGCCGAGUACUCUUUCUCAUGGAUUGGGUUCGGGGAUCAUGGGCUUCGACAGCCAGGUGAAGAGGAGCCCCUCAGAUAAGAUGUCCGAUCACAGUCCCAGUGGGUUUGAGGAUGAGAAAGAGGAGGAUGAAAAGUCUGAAACAAAACUUUCUUGUUCUUCUGAUGUGGAUGAGGCUCCCAGAAAUGAUAUCAAGAUGGAAAAACAAAGAGAUGAUGAUGAUGAAAAAGAAGAAGAUGAUGAAGAGGACAGAGAAGUCGUUGGUGAUGAAGUAGAGGAAGAAACCGUAGAUAACUUGGUAUGCAGUUCUAUGGCCCCAUCUCAGAAAGAUGAUUUUGAACCCCCUACUCGUCUUUCCCCAGAGGAAGCUAAAAAACGUGGCCUAUCCUUUGACUACACCGAACCUCAGGAUCCUGGUCAACGAAGUGCACUAAUGGGCUGGGAGUGCAGCUCUGACAAAACGCCACCGGAAAGCAAGAGUCCCGACUCCUGCAGGGCAGAUCCAGGCUCCCCCCUUUCUCCUAGCGCCGCGGCUGACCAAACUCAAGAAGAGUCAUCCCUUACAGACUUCCAAACGGAUGCUCGAGAGGAUGAAGAGGAAACCGAGGUACCAGAACAAGAACAGGAAGAGGACAGGACCAGCGUUUCUUCAUUUCCCCAGGCAGCAGCAGCAACCAAGAUUGAACCUGAAGCUGAAACCGUGUCAGAGGAACACGGGGAACCAAUUGAAGCAAAUGAGGCCGAACAGGAGAAACCAGAAACGUAUUUGGAGACGGGCGGUGAUUUUAUUGAAACACAGAAGGCAGUCCAAAACCUCCAGUCUGUUGCCGAACCAGAACCUGAUUCUACUUCGGAUAAAGAUGCGGGUAAGCCCAGCGCCCAAGUAAUGCCCACAAAAAUACCAAGCAAAGCAGCUUCCAUCAAAGAAUCUCCUGUCAAAAAAACGAAGAAACCCGUUGCUACCGUUGCUGCCACCCCUUCCCCUAAAUCUGCUCCAAAACUUCAGAAAACUCCCUCCAAAGAUGCUGCUCCGGCCAGAAAAGAAGGUGUCCCACCCAAAGCCAAAACUGGAGCAGGAGCAACUCCUGAGAGAAAGGCUGGAGAUGCUAAGAUGAAGACGGCAGGUGUCAAACCCCAUGGAGUAGGCACCAAAAUCCCAGCGGCUUUACGGAUGGAGCAGCGAAAGGCAGGACCAGGGUCCAUUGAGAGAGCUGACUCACCUAAAACCCCAGACCGCAGUGGUUGCAACAGCCCGGCUAGUCGCUCCUCCACACCUGGUCAACAGAUAAAGAAAGUAGCCGUGGUUCGCACCCCACCUAAGUCACCCGGUUCACUGAGAUCCCGCGCCCCCAUCGCUCCUGUUGCGCCCCUGCCUGACCUGAAGCACGUCAGAUCCAAGAUUGGCUCUACUGAGAACCUCAAACACCAGCCUGGAGGUGGAAAGGUGGAAAUUGUUCAUAAGAAGAUCGACUUGUCUAAUGUUCAGUCCAAAUGUGGAUCCAAAGGCAAUAUGAAGCAUGUUCCUGGAGGUGGUAAUGUUCAGAUUGUGCACAAAAAGAUUGACUUAAGCAACGUCCAAUCAAAGUGCGGCUCUAAGGCCAACCUUCAUCACAAGCCAGGAGGUGGAAAUGUGGAGAUCAAAUCUGAGAAGCUGGACUUUAAAGCCCAGUCAAAAGUUGGAUCUCUUGAAAACAUUGGACAUGUUCCUGGGGGUGGUAGUAGGAGGAUUGAGAGCCACAAGCUAAGUUUCCGCGAGCAGGCCAAAGCGCGCACUGACCACGGUGCCGAGAUUGUGUACCAGUCCCCCAACUUUUCCACAGACGGAUCGCCUCGCCGUCUCAGUAACGUGUCUUCCUCCGGCAGCAUCAACAUGGUCGAUUCACCACAACUGUCCACGCUAGCUGAUCAGGUGUCAGCCUCCCUCGCUAAACAAGGCCUGUGAGCUGCUCCUCCCUUCUCCGAAGGGUGCUGAUGUGUCAACAAUUGACAAAAAAAAAAGUUUUAAAAGUAUCUCCUUCAGUCCUUUUAAAUAAGGUGCUUGUCGGAUUCUCCUAACUAAAGGUUGUCCCAACGGCUUGUCUGCUUGUGAAAUAAUUUUCGCCUUCUGGCACAGAGGGACAGUUAUUGAUGUUAUUGGCUAGUAUCAUGUUAGUAUCAUCAAAAUAUUUACAAUUGAAAUGGAUCUGGUGGUGUAUUGAUCCAAAUGGUCAUUUACAGCACAGAGUAACCUGAUUUUUUUAAUUGCCCCGUUUUUUAAAAGAAACAAAGACGACGACAUUUGCUCUGUUGCCUUAUUGUGAAUGUUUUCUGUUUUUUUAUUUAUCUUACGCACUCCUGUUAUGUCAUGCAGUAGUGGGAAAGGUUUGGAAAGAUGACGUUUAUUAGAAUAGAUAUGAAUUUGUUAGGAUAGCAACAUUUCAAACACUCUUUUGGUAACACAUCAAACAACUUUAAAAAUGAACAAAAAUGUAAAAAUUAAAGACCUGCUAUUAUUUAUGUAAGCCAGUUCGUGGGCACUAAAGACAAGUGCAUGCUACUGCUUUUUGAUAAAUGCUAUUGCACACCUUUAACAAUAACAGUAACACAUUCUCAAAGCAUCUCUGGACACAUUUUUGCUAGUUAUAUCGUAAAAAAACUUUAUCAAGUGCAAAGAAUUGGGAAUCUUGGUACUAGAAUGUACCUAAAAAAAAAUAUUACGAUGUAGCAAGUAAAGAUUGUAUAACUUAUUUAAAACUACACAUUUACAUAUUGCACAUAUCAUUUACUUUCCUUGUGAAUCUUGAACUUAGUUGCAUUGUUAAAAGACUUUUGCUUGACCUCAAAUCCCUAUUUGACAAAGUAGAAAACAAUUUCAUUCAAUCACAAAACCUUAACUGUUAGUAGUCUGUCCUGCACAAGAGUCAUCAAUAUCACUAGCACAUCCCUACAGUUGUUUCAUCCCCAUGUAUUUGUACUGAUAAUUUCUGCUUCUGCAUAUGAAACGCUGUUCCAAAGAAUCUGUUUAUGGACCUUUGCAGAAGAUGUGAGGGCAUUUCACAAUACAAAAAUGACAAAUAGUUAGAAAAAAAAACAACCAACAUCAUGGGGACUCCCAUUUAUAAAGAAAUGCCUGCAAGUGCCAAUCAGUUGUGUUUCAGAAAACUGUACAGAUGCUCUAUAGUAUAAAUCAGAUUUUAUGAUGUACGGCAAUGUUUGCAGAAACAUUUGGUGUGAAAUGAUGCAGAACAUUUGAUACCCAGCCAAGCUCCCUCAGUUGUAAUGCCUUUACUAUAGCCAUCAAUCCAAACUACAAAGACGACACGCUGCACAUUCCCAGCAUGCAACUUCACCGAGGUCUUGAAUAUAUUAAUUCAUCCCUGUUUAACUGUUUUGAAAACUCUGUACUUGACUUUAAGGGGUGUUUAACUGAUUUAAACAUAAAAAAUACAAUUAAAAAAGCGAGAUCAUGAACAAAGCUACCUGCAAAGAUUCUGUUUGUAAAUUGCAUUUUUCUUAUUGUAUUGUGUGGAUGGUGUAAAAAAUGAAAGAAUGUGUUCGAUUUAACUUAUUACAAUCUGAUACUAAACUCAAUUGUCAUAUUCUUAAUGCAUCGCAACUUUUGCUUAUCUGAAAUUGAACGCAGUUAUCGGACACGAGUCAGUCACGUGGGAUGUGAUAUUACUCAAACUGCUCAACUACUCAUAAACAAUGUGUAUCGUGCUUUUAGGAAUGGAGAAAAUAAACAAAAAUGCACAGAAAGUUGACAUUAUCAGUAAAGAAGUUUGUCUAGCAUCACAUAUAUCUCACAUUAUUAACUUACGUGAGAAGCUUCAGGCUGAUUGCUGUAACCCAACAGUGUGGCGUCUUCAGUACAGCAUGCUGCUAACAUAAACCUGAAAAUUUUGAGAUGUGGGUUAAACUGAUUUACCAAACAAAACGUUAAAACCCUUGUUAGCUAGCUGUAUUUCAAACGGUCCUGUGAUCUGUUAACCAGUUCCCUCUUUCCCAAUGUUUCAUUUCCCGCCUCUGCUCUUUCAUCGCCUUCUAGCUUGACAGUUGUGAUUGUCCUUAUAGUAAUGUGUUUUAUUAAUUGGUUUACACCGAUACUCCUUGCUGUAAACGUGAAUUUGGAAAUAAAGUGCGUAUUAAACUUC
Messenger RNA from Paramisgurnus dabryanus, 4818 nucleotides. It is a transcript of the gene maptb, whose product is annotated as microtubule-associated protein tau b. The record is from RefSeq and is a predicted model, not a curated record. Gene Ontology annotation, molecular function: microtubule binding. NCBI's taxonomy places the organism in Eukaryota, Metazoa, Chordata, Actinopteri, Cypriniformes, Cobitidae. Gene Ontology annotation, cellular component: neuron projection. Gene Ontology annotation, biological process: neuron projection development; microtubule cytoskeleton organization.